AUGGCUCCGAGGUGGGCCCCGCCCGCUGGCCUAGUGCUUGUGGCGCUGCUCGCGCUGCUGCUGGCGCCUGCGCCGGCGCGCGGGGACAAGCCCGUGAGGGGCGGGGCGUCCAGCUCGGUCGCCGGGGCGGAGACGGAGCCGUCCUCCGCCGUCUUCCCGCUCUACGGCGACGUCUACCCGCACGGCUUGUACUAUGUGGCCAUGAGCAUCGGCAACCCGCCGAAGCCGUACUUCCUGGACGUCGACACCGGCAGCGAUCUCACCUGGCUGCAGUGCGACGCGCCCUGCAGGAGCUGCAACAAGGUGCCACACCCACUCUACCGGCCAACAAAGAACAAGCUGGUGCCAUGCGUGGAUCAAUUGUGUGCUUCCCUCCACAUCGAUCUAACAGGGAAGCACAAAUGUGAUUCACCAUAUGAGCAAUGCGACUAUGUGAUUAAGUAUGCAGAUCAGGGAUCAUCCACCGGUGUGCUCGUCCAUGACAGUUUUGCGCUCCGCCUCGCAAAUGGCUCUGUUGUUCGCCCCAGUCUGGCAUUCGGGUGUGGUUAUGACCAACAGGUCAGCAGCGGUGAGAUGUCACCUACUGAUGGUAUGCUUGGGCUUGGGAGUGGAUCAGUUAGCUUACUUUCACAGUUCAAACAGCAUGGAGUCACCAAGAACGUGGUUGGCCACUGCCUCAGCCUAAGAGGAGGCGGGUUCCUCUUCUUUGGUGAUGAUCUUGUGCCUUAUCAACGUGUUACAUGGACUCCUAUGGCUCGCAGUGCUCUCCGGAAUUAUUAUUCCCCUGGCUCAGCAAGUCUGUACUUUGGUGACCAGUCGCUGCGUGUGAAACUGACGGAAGUAGUCUUUGACAGUGGAAGCUCAUUCACCUACUUUGCUGCACAGCCAUAUCAAGCACUUGUCACCGCUCUUAAGGGUGACCUAAGCAGGACGCUGAAAGAGGUAUCUGACCGUUCUCUGCCUCUGUGCUGGAAAGGGAAGAAACCAUUCAAAUCUGUGCUUGAUGUGAAAAAGGAGUUCAAAUCUUUGGUGCUGAACUUUGCCAAUGGCAAGAAGACGCUCAUGGAGAUCCCUCCUGAAAACUACCUCAUUGUUACAAAAUACGGCAAUGCCUGUUUGGGCAUCCUCAACGGAUCUGAAGUCGGUCUCAAGGAUCUGAGCAUUCUUGGAGACAUUACUAUGCAGGAUCAGAUGGUGAUAUAUGACAAUGAGAAAGGGCAAAUUGGAUGGAUUCGUGCACCCUGUGAUAGAAUCCCCAAGUUUGGAUCCUCCGCCCUUCUGUGA
Molecule: messenger RNA, 1284 nt
Organism: Miscanthus lutarioriparius
Lineage: Eukaryota; Viridiplantae; Streptophyta; Magnoliopsida; Poales; Poaceae
Source: the annotation of a GenBank genome assembly